Molecule: messenger RNA, 948 nt
Organism: Fusarium coffeatum
Lineage: Eukaryota; Fungi; Ascomycota; Sordariomycetes; Hypocreales; Nectriaceae
Exons: 3
Coding region: 1-948 (315 amino acids)
Molecular function (GO): hydrolase activity, acting on ester bonds
Source: RefSeq, a predicted model, not a curated record
AUGAAGGCAACCGAUUUUCUUCCUCUCUUAGGCUUGCUACCAUGUCUGAACGCAGCACCACCGCCCAAGCAUGGCUUUGACUUAUCCAAGAUCACCAAGAUUGUAUCCUUCGGCGAUUCGUGGACAGAUACUCGUUUCGACGUUUUGGGCCAGCAGCCUUCUCUGUCGAACCCAAUUGGGAAUACGGGAAAGACCAGUUCCAAUGGUAAAAUGUGGCCUGAGUACUUGACAACACAGUACAACAAGUCUUCAAUUCUACUCUACAACAUGGCUGUAGGAGGUGCAGUUGUCGAUAGAGACAUUGUGACGACUGGCCCGAACGACGUCGAUACUCAAGUGCAUGACAAAUUCCAGGUCUACGCGAAACAGCAGCCUGGGUUCUUUCCACCCAAGGAAACACUUUGGACUAUGUUCAUAGGUAUUAACGAUAUCUACCGAACAAUCACCAAUGAAGACCAAGAGGACACGAUCGUUGCAACGAUUGAGCGCAUUCGCGAAAUUACUCUGGAUCUCUACAGCUACGGCGCUAGACAAUUCCUUUUCAUCUCGACGCCUCCGCAGUCUGUUUUCCCGAACAAUAGGCCCAAGGACAUUGCUCCGAAGUUGAUAGCUGCAAGUCAAAGUUGGAACAAGAAGCUGACGAAGCUUUUGCAUCAAUUGCGUCACGAUCUGAAGCACAGUACCUUUUUCCUAUUUGGCAUUGUUCCGCUCAUUAAGGCGGUUACGGAGGAUCCUUCACAGUUUCCUGAAACGGCUGUCUAUAAGAGCAAUGCAUUUUGUGCGGAUUAUAAGGCGGGAACUUCCGUGCCGGACUUCAAAUCGGCAAACUGUGAAUACAAUGCUUUGGAGUAUAUGUAUAUUGAUGGGGCGCAUCCUACGCAGCCAUUUCAUCAGAUCUUGGCUAAGAAGAUUUCUGAGCAGCUGACUGCACGAAAGUCCAUCGGUUGA